Molecule: messenger RNA, 1380 nt
Organism: Scomber japonicus (chub mackerel)
Lineage: Eukaryota; Metazoa; Chordata; Actinopteri; Scombriformes; Scombridae
Gene: mmp13b
Product: matrix metallopeptidase 13b
Exons: 11
Coding region: 1-1380 (459 amino acids)
Biological process (GO): collagen catabolic process; proteolysis; extracellular matrix organization
Cellular component (GO): extracellular matrix
Molecular function (GO): zinc ion binding; metalloendopeptidase activity
Source: RefSeq, a predicted model, not a curated record
AUGAUAGCUUUACUGCUGCUAGUGCUGGUUUCUCCUGCCUUUGCUGUGCCUCUGCCAUCUACAGACACAGACAAAUAUCUUCUAGCAGAGAAAUACCUUCGUCGGUACUAUGCCCUUCCAGCUGGUCUCCAAGGUGGAGGGAGUUCAGCAGGUAGCUUUCAGACCAAGGUCAAGGAGAUGCAGAAAUUCUUCAAACUAAAGGUGACGGGGAGUCUGGAUGACAAUACUUUAGAAGUUAUGAACCAGGCCAGAUGUGGCGUCCCAGAUAUUGGCGAAUACAACCACUUCCCCCGAGACCUCAAAUGGCCAAAUAACGAUGUCACAUUCAGGAUAUUGAAUUAUACACGAGAUCUGAAGAAGGCUGAUACAGAUAGAGCCAUCCGCAGGGCACUGAACGUUUGGGCUGAUGUCACCCCUCUGACCUUUAAGAAGCUGCAUGAGGGCAAUGCUGACAUUAUGAUCAGCUUUGGAGUAAAAGAGCAUGGAGACUACAACCCCUUUGAUGGGCCGAAUGGACUGCUGGCUCAUGCUUACCCACCUGGUGUUGGUAUUGGAGGAGACACUCACUUUGAUGAUGACGAAGAGUGGACCAAAGAUUCAUCAGCUUACAACCUGUUUAUAGUGGCAGCCCAUGAGCUGGGCCACGCCCUUGGUAUGUCUCAUUCUUCAGACCCAGGCGCCCUGAUGUACCCCGUCUACUCAUACACUACAGGCUUCCCGUUGUCUGAAGAUGACAUUGAAGGCAUUCAGGCUCUCUAUGGCCCAAACCCGGACCAUAGAAAAGUGAAGCCAAGGCCUGAUGCACCAAACAAAUGUGACCCCAUGUUGAGUUUUGAUGCUGUCACAGAGCUAAGAGGAGAAACCAUCAUCUUCAAAGACAGUUUCUACUGGCGUCUGCAUCCUCAGAUGCCCGAACCCGAGCAGACAUUGAUCAAGUCCACAUGGCCCUCCAUCCCCAACAAGGUGGAUGCUGCGUAUGAGUACCCAGAGAACGAUCUGGUCAUUAUAUUUAGUGGGAUCCGAAUGUGGGCUCUGAAUGGAUAUAACAUUGUUGAUGGUUACCCGAAGUACAUACACAAACUUGGACUUCCCAAGAGCAUAAGGAAAAUUGAUGCAGCUGUCUACAUCAGAGACACAGGGAAAACUCUACUCUUCACCGACGAGGAAUAUUGGAGCUAUGAUGAAGUGACACGCACCAUGGAUAAAGACUACCCAAGAUCCAUUGAAGACGAUUUUCCUGGAAUGGAUGACGAGGUCGAUGCUGCUGCUUAUCACUACGGUUAUUUGUAUUUCUUCCACGAACACGUGCAAUACGAGUACAGUUACACUUCAAGGAAGGUCAUGCGCAUCAUGAGAACGAAUUCCAUUCUCAACUGCUGA